Physella acuta is the source of this 2451-nucleotide messenger RNA. RefSeq names its product prolyl 4-hydroxylase subunit alpha-1. Gene Ontology annotation, biological process: peptidyl-proline hydroxylation to 4-hydroxy-L-proline. Gene Ontology annotation, molecular function: procollagen-proline 4-dioxygenase activity; iron ion binding; protein binding. The record is from RefSeq and is a predicted model, not a curated record. Gene Ontology annotation, cellular component: endoplasmic reticulum. NCBI's taxonomy places the organism in Eukaryota, Metazoa, Mollusca, Gastropoda, Physidae.
UGUGCCUUGUGAAACGUGUACCGUCGACGUGUUGUGAUUUCAUGUGCGUGCUCACGUCUGCUUUUACCUAAAAUUAACUCAACUCCCAAUCUAGCUUUUCGCUAAUGAAUUCAAAUGAAACACACAUUUCAUAAUUAAUGUGGAUUAUCAUGUGUUUAUAUUAAAUUAGUAUUUUUUGGUUCAAAAGUGUUUCUGUUAAAAUGUUCAAAACUGACAAUUCCAAUAGAGGAUAUUUUUUCCUGAUCUUACUCGUGGUUGUAGUACAUUUUCUAGAAGCGUCUGCCAUAAAUGACAGGGGGGAAUCAAUGGUGACGUCAUCGCACACGAUCCAGAGAUGGGGGUCGGUGCGUCUGGCAGAAAAUCUGCAGAAGUACAUCGAGCAUGAAACGUUAAGGUUAAAGGUUAUAACUAAUUUCAGUGCACACGAAGAGGAAAUUCCAUUUGUAGAGCAGCGUCUCAAAGAAUUUAAAAUAAUUCACGAGGAGCUGUUAAAAAAUACAUCGAACACUGCAUUUCACAAUAGUUUUAAAAAGAACCACCCAACAACUGUUUUUGCAGCCAUUCGAAAUUUUUUGGCUGCAUUUGAAGAAAAACUGGCCAACCAAACUAAAUAUGGAAAACGUUUGAGAGAAUUUUUGGAAGCCAACGACGUGAAGCCGUUACCCACUCGUUUAGAUUUAGAGCGAACCAGUACCGCCAUUACAGUGAUACAGGCGACCUACAACAUUUCGAUGUCUGACCUACUUGCGGGGUCAAUCAAGGGCAACCAAGGGGAGCCACUCACACCUUCUGAUUGUUAUGACAUUGGAAAGACAGUCCUGAAGUCCGGCUUGCUGGACACAGCGCAGGAGUGGCUGGGCGUGGCCAUCAGUGGGUUUGACCUGGCCACUGUGGAGAAGGCCCAGCUGACCUUUAACCUGAGCGACGCCCUGAUAUCAUUGGCUAAGAUUUAUUAUCGUAGAAAAGAAAAUGAUAAAGCACUUCCACUUUUUGAGAAAGCUGCUGAAUUAGACCCUGAGAAUCCAGUAGCCCACCAGGAGUUUGUCCGGCACAGAUUCGGCCGCAAUGUUGAGCUGGUAGCUGAUCUCAACAGGGACAAGGUGGAACCUUGGAGGAAAAAAUAUUUUGACAUGUGCCAAAACUCUACUAAUAUCACCUGGCUUCAAGAACAGAGGUUGACAAAAUCACAAAAAUCCAACCUCAAGUGCAGACUCAGAAGAUCUUCCAGCUGUCCAUUUCUGUUUUACAAGGAAGAAAUUUUAAGCAACUCGCCUUUUAUCUCUCUGAUUUUAAACUUCGUUGCUGACCUGGAGAUCAAGGAACUUAAGAACCUGACACUGGACCAGCUUACCAGUGAACCUCUACCAGGGAAUGAAGUUGGUGUAAUGUGGCAUUUCAAAGGUUCAACUUUUAAGGAUGUUACUGGGGAUGUGAUUGCUCAGAUUUCUCAGAGAGUGGGGGAUGUGGCGUCAAUGAAAGUUUUCCAGAGUACAACCAAUACCUACUCGCUUGGCGAACCACUUAAUGUGAUUGACUAUGGUAUAGGAGGCUUGAACCUGCCUCAUGCUGAACUAAAUCAGAAGUAUAACGUCAGGUACAUGAGCAUCAUCAACGGUGCACGCGCAGCCACUGUUCAGGUGUUUUUGAGUGACACAGUCCUGGGUGGUGCCACAGUAUUUAUCCACCAAAACAUAACAAUCGUACCUCAAAAGGGCCUGGCAGUGUUCUGGCACAAUUACCAGCCAAACGGCCUACCUGAGCCAUACCUGUUACCUGCUACCUGUCCUUUAGCUGUGGGAGAGAACAUUGUGAUUGAGAAAGGGAUGUGGCGUCUAGGUCUUGACGAACAAUUCAAGUGUGGGAGAAAGCGAAAGUCAUCACACACCACAUUGGAAGUUGGAUGGAGGAUGCCUUCCUAGAUUUUAUGUCUGGUUUUAAAAGUCGUUUUAUUUUAAGUGUGGAGUUUACAUGCUUUAUAUUCAAUGAUUAGAUUGUGUUUUUAAUUAUCCUAAUAUUAGCCUAAUUUUAAUACUUUAAACUGCUGCUAAUCGGAAAAUACGUCAGAAACUUGGAUUGGAAUUUUUUUUUUCACUUUUUAAAACUUUAUAAUGGAUUUUAAAAAAUGAAACUUUUUUUUUAAUUAUUAAAAUAUAAGGAUACAUAACAUGUAUUGGAGUAAUAGAAAAAAAAACAUUUGAAUGGAUGGUUGCAAUCGGCAGUAUGGCAGUGAAAGGAAUACAAUAGGAAUAACAUUUAGUAGCACAAAAGAUAGAAGAGAGAAGAAAAAUUACUAACAAUCUUAACGGAGUUUGUGUUAUUGAAUGUUCGUAAUUCUGUGAAACUUAUGUGCAAUCGUUUGAAUUGAGAAAAUGAUUUAUUUAUGUAUGGUGUCUCUCAAUGUAUACAAAAAUGUUUUACAUUAUUGUCUGUUUUGUUUUUUCUGUAUUAAAA